GUAACCUUUGUUCACUCGAGAGCGUUUGGAGUACCUCCUCCCUGGCGCGCGCUUCAUCUUGUUCUUGCGGUAGUUAUUUUGCUCAUGACCCCCUCCGCACAAAACAACAGUGUUUAUCUUUGUUUGAUUUUUCGGAGGUUUCACAUCCCCGCGAUAGUGUGGCUGGAUAACAAUUUUUUAUUUUCCCCUUUUUUGAAAAGAGGACUUAAGUGAAUUUUAGCCAUUAAGGAAACAUUCAUCAACAAGUCUGGACUUGCUUUCGCAGUUUAAACAUCAGCCUUAUUGUGCCUCGUCAUUUAUUAAAAGUAGAAUGUCAUCUUUACCGGGAACAGUACCGCGAAUGAUGCGACCGGCUCCGGGACAGAACUAUCCCCGCACUGGAUUCCCCUUGGAAGUUUCAACUCCUCUGGGUCAAGGUCGAGUCAAUCAGCUUGGCGGAGUUUUCAUCAAUGGCAGGCCUUUGCCAAAUCAUAUCCGCCACAAAAUAGUUGAAAUGGCUCACCACGGCAUCCGUCCCUGCGUGAUCUCCCGACAACUUCGUGUUUCCCACGGUUGUGUGUCCAAAAUCCUCUGCCGGUAUCAAGAAACUGGCUCGAUCCGUCCUGGAGCAAUAGGAGGAAGCAAACCCAGACAGGGGGCAACACCUGACGUGGAAAAACGAAUCGAAGAAUACAAGCGCGAUAAUCCCGGCAUGUUCAGUUGGGAGAUUCGGGAUAAACUGCUGAAGGACGGUGUGUGUGACAGAAGUACAGUUCCCUCAGGUGAGGCCUCAUCUGUAAGUUCUAUCAGUCGGGUUCUUCGUGCGCGAUUUGGCAAAAAAGACGACGAGGACGACUGUGACAAAAAGGAUGACAGUGGGGAGAAAAAAACUAAGCACAGUAUUGACGGCAUACUGGGAGACAAAGGUCGAAUAGAUGAAGGCUCAGACGUGGAGUCUGAACCGGACCUGCCCUUGAAGAGGAAGCAGAGGCGCAGUCGGACCACCUUCACAGCCGAGCAGCUGGAAGAGCUGGAGAAGGCCUUUGAAAGGACACACUACCCAGACAUCUACACUAGAGAGGAACUAGCCCAGAGAACCAAGCUCACCGAGGCCAGAGUACAGGUUUGGUUCAGCAAUCGUCGAGCAAGAUGGCGUAAACAAGCCGGAGCCAAUCAACUGGCGGCAUUUAACCACCUGUUACCUGGAGGGUUUCCACCAACAGGCAUGACCACUUUACCAACAUACCAGCUUCCUGAGUCCACCUAUCCUUCAACAACAUUACCACAAGACAGCUGUGGCACGGUGCAUCGGCCCCAGCCGUUGCCCCCCUCCACCAUGCAUCAGGGCGGGCUCUCGAGCGACAGCAGCUCCGCCUACGGCCUCUCGUCCAACCGCCACAGUUUCUCCAGCUACACCGACACCUUCAUGAGCCAGUCAGCGAGCAGUAAUCACAUGAAUCCCGUGAGCAAUGGACUAUCUCCACAGGUGAUGAGCAUCCUCAGCAACCCUAGUGCCGUGGCCCCUCAGCCCCAGCAUGAGUUCUCCAUCUCCCCCCUGCACAGCGGCCUGGAGGCCUCCAACCCCAUCUCAGCCAGCUGCAGCCAGCGCUCUGAGCCUAUCAAGACCGCUGACAGCCUGCCCUCCUCCCAGUCCUACUGCCCCCCUACGUACAGCACCACCAGCUACAGCGUGGACCCCGUCACUGCCGGCUACCAGUACAGUCAGUACGGCCAGACUGCGGUGGAUUACCUGGCUAAGAAUGUGAGCUUGUCCACACAGAGAAGGAUGAAGCUCGGCGAGCACUCAGCUGUGCUCGGACUGCUACAGGUAGAGACGGGACAGGCGUAUUGAUGGAUCUCGAACUGAACAUCCACUCAUCUGUUUCACCAGCAUCCCUCCAUUCUUUCUGCAGUGCCCACACGUGGUCCAUCUGACUAGGAGUGAACGAGACCAAGAGAAGUUAAAAAAUCACGGGCAGUCUUAGACUUUCUACCUAUAGCAGCGUGAAUACAAAAGCCAUUCCACAUAAAAACAGACACUAUUGUGCCGCAUCUCCUUACUCAUCCCGAUCCUUUCUCUCUUUCACAACAAAGAGACCCUUUCAGGGCUUCAGAAAGAAGCCGAGGGAAAAUGAGCAUCAAUUGUCUGAGCCCAAAUCACUAAAGCCCUGCCCGUCGGCAUCCAGUGUUAGCACACAUAGGCUAGAGCUGCAGCUGUUGCCCAUUCCAAACUGUUCGGACCAUGUUGUUUAUAGAAAAUGAUGGUAUUAUAAUUAUAUUUGUUAUUAUAAAUGUGGUUGUUCCUAUUGCUGUUGCAUUUACUAUUGUAAUUACUCUUUGUUUACAUGUUUCAUUUUUAUUUUUCUCAUGUUUAGUUCCUGUUUCUAUUUUAACCACAGGGCCUUGCUUUGUAACAUUACAUUUCUGAUGGAUAUACACAGAGAGAUGCUGACAUUCCACAAAACCUGGGCUAGUCAAUGUGUUUCAUCUGGGUUGGUGGAGCCUUGAUAUGGGGCAAAAAGCAGUCUGUGACCUUCUCUUUAUGGGUGGAAAGUGUUUUAGGGUUAUCAGUGUUAUUUAUGAUGGUUUUGUCUUAAAAACAUACACUGUUCUGAAAUAUGAUGACCAAAUGACAAAAAUACAUUGUUUUCAUUAUAGUUUUUUUUGCAACGAACACAGGCUAAUUCUUGUCUGUGGUCACUAUAAUUACCAUUAUAAUGAGCCCUUAUGGGCAAAUGCCAAUUUUAGCAUUCUAUGGCUUUUAAUAUACUUUCCCAUAUGCUUCUCUGCUAUUCAUGGAAAGUAUAGCUUACGAUUUAUCCAAGAACUUAAAAACAAUCCGAUAUUAGCCAUUGAAUGGCCGAAGGGCGAUUUGUGAAUUUAUGUUUCAGACGUUUGGAAGAGGAUGUACUAAAUUGGUAGCACUUUUUAUUCAUGAGGAAAUUAAUUUGUCUCUGUGGUCACUGUAAAAUGAGCUAUAGAAUGGGAAUCAGAUUUUUCACAGUUUGUAGAGAGAAGUGGACUUUUACUGU
Messenger RNA from Sinocyclocheilus anshuiensis, 3011 nucleotides. Its product is annotated as paired box protein Pax-7-like. The transcript has 9 exons. Gene Ontology annotation, molecular function: RNA polymerase II cis-regulatory region sequence-specific DNA binding; DNA-binding transcription factor activity, RNA polymerase II-specific. Bases 311 to 1831 code for a protein of 506 amino acids. NCBI's taxonomy places the organism in Eukaryota, Metazoa, Chordata, Actinopteri, Cypriniformes, Cyprinidae. The record is from RefSeq and is a predicted model, not a curated record. Gene Ontology annotation, biological process: anatomical structure development; regulation of transcription by RNA polymerase II.